CCUCUUCACUCUCUUUAAACAUUUGAAUAUUUUUUUCAUAGAAAGGGUACUCCUAUAACUCUUAGCUAUGGGAAGAGUUCCUUGCUGUGACAAAAAUGGGCUGAAGAAGGGGCCUUGGACUCCAGAAGAAGAUCAGAAACUCAUGGAUUACAUACACAAAAAUGGUUACGGAAAUUGGAGAACUCUUCCAAAGAAGGCUGGUCUGCAAAGAUGCGGGAAGAGUUGCCGACUGCGGUGGACCAAUUACCUCCGGCCAGAUAUCAAGAGAGGAAAAUUCUCCUUCGAGGAAGAAGAAACCAUCAUCCAGCUUCAUUGUAUCCUCGGCAACAAAUGGUCGGCGAUAGCAGGCAGACUACCGGGAAGAACUGACAACGAGAUAAAGAACUAUUGGAACACGCAUAUUAGAAAGCGGCUGCUGCGAAUGGGAAUCGACCCCAUCACUCACAGCCCCCGCCGCGACCUCCUUGACCUCUCAACCCUCCUAAACUUCGCUCUCUGCGCUCAACAACAACAACACUCAAACAUCGACUUUUCCAGAUUAAUAGGAACGCAACCUUUGAUCAAUCCGGAAAUAAUAAGGUUGGCAUCUUCCCUGCUUUCCUCAGACCGUCGAAACCAGCAGGCCUUUCUCAUGACUCAAAAUCAACUAAAUACAAACUGCAACGAUCAAGUUUCUCCAACAACGUCUACCACACUCUCUAAUCAGAAUCGGAAUCUGGCCGGAUUUGUUGACUGGCAGCAAAACGACAGUUCGGUUUUUAUGACGGAAGAUUAUUCACAGCCGGCUAACUACGGGUAUUACGGGUCGGUUCAGUCGGUUGUGGAUCCGGCGAUUUCGUCGGAUAAUUCGACGUUUCAGACUAAUUGCAGCAGCAACUUCAGCUUCCAAUCCGUUUUGUCCAACAUCUCCACGCCGUUGAAUUCCGGUUCGACUUACAAUAUGACCGGCGGCAGCACAGAAGAUGAGAGGGAAAGUUAUUGUAGCAAUAUGUUAAAGUUUGAGAUUCCGGCGGAUAUAUUGGAUGUCGCCGAUUUCAUCUAAAUAUUUACCAUCAUUGCGAAGCGAUGUGGACAUUUUUCUUUUUCUUUUUAUUUAGGUUUCUCAUGUUCCUUGCUUCUUGUAAAUUAAUAACUGUUCAAGUUUAACUUGUUCAGUUAAAUUUUUCUAGUA
Molecule: messenger RNA, 1171 nt
Organism: Salvia splendens (bonfire salvia)
Lineage: Eukaryota; Viridiplantae; Streptophyta; Magnoliopsida; Lamiales; Lamiaceae
Product: transcription factor MYB102
Exons: 3
Coding region: 68-1042 (324 amino acids)
Source: RefSeq, a predicted model, not a curated record